AUGGAGGUGCUGCGCGCCAUCUCCGCUGAGCCACAGCUGGAGCCGUUCCGAGGCGAGUAUGAAAAACUGCACCGCCUGCUCCUCAGUAGCCACGAUGGAGAGCAGCGCCUCCUCCGGCAAGUGCGUGAGCUGCGCAAUGAGCUCGACACGCACCACCAGCAGAUUGCAACAGCGAUGCAACUUUCGCAGGAAGAUGAGGAGGCCAUCCGAAGUCUGCGGAGUGAAAUCGAGGCGGCGUGGGCGAAAGCUGAUGCCGCGCACGAGCAAGAGCAGCGCAGCCGCGAGAUUUUGCAUACACUGCGGCAGCAAGUCACGGAGCUCGACGCCACAGUCGAGAGGACAGCAGGGCUGUCGAUGGGCCAAGAGGCAUAUUUGCGGAAUCUGCUCGCUGUAAAGAAGGAUCGUGAGGAGGAGUCCGUCGUGCUGCACGCGGCGUUGAAUCGAACUGAGGCAGAGCACCGACAGGUGUGCGCGCAGCUCGCCGCAGUCGAGCAGGCACACAGAGCAGCCCAACACGAGCUAGAGGUGCAACGUCGCGCCUACCAGGAGUUGCUCACCAGCCUGGAGGUGGAGCAGCGGGAGCGGACAGCAAAGGAAGCGAGCGUGCGGCAAUACCGCGACACGACGGAGCUGUGCAUGCGCCGGCUGGAUGAGCGCGGCGUUGAGGUGGAGCGAGCCAUACGAGACGAAAAGAGAGCCUCCAAGGAGGCGGAGGGCAUGGCACAGGAAAUUCAGGCUAUUGCUCGCCAGCUGCAGGAGCGGCAGGAGCGCUUUGCCGUCGAGGCAGCCCGGCUGGCCGCUGCCGAGCGCGAGAACACGAUGCUUACACACGAACUGCCACAGCGGCAAGCUGCCCUGCGCGAGCAGCAAGACGAGCUGAAGCGCGAAGAGAAGAAGCUUCGUGGGCUGGAGAAGUCAGCGCGAGCGCAGCAGCAGGAGCUCUCCGCACUCGUCGAAAAGCGCGCGACGGCCGCCGCGGCAGUGCAAACGCGCGCGAACUCCGUCGAUACUGCCCUGACCCAACUCGCGAAGGAGGAGAAGGACUGCGGCGUGCUGGAAGGCGAAGUUGCCAAGGCGAUGCAACGCAAGACGAGCACAGUGCACACGAACACUCUCAAGGCCACGGCGAGUGCAAGGGUGGAGGGGCAGCGCGUCAUCGAGGCUGGCAAGGGUCGGCGCCUCGAGCAGCAGCUAGGGGUGCUGCGAACGGAGAACGAGCAGAUGCGUAAAUCUAUCUACUACGCCGAGCAGAACCACGAGAAGCACACGAAGGAGGCACAGCAGGCGCUGCUGAACUACCACCGGACCCUCGACACCAUUCGCGCUCGCCGCAGCGAGGCCAAGGUGGUGGAGGAGAAUAUCGUGCACCACCAGAAGAAGCUGAAGGCACAGCAGGAGCUGCUGAACACCUUGGCGGUGGAUCGCCAGAAGACGGAGAAGGCGCUGCGGGAAACAGAAACCGAGCUGCUGCUGCUGCGCAACCGACACACAGGCAAGAAUGAGGAGCUGGAGUCGGUGAAGACAGAGCUGAUCCAACAAGAGGCGGAUAUGUGCCAGCUGCACGGCCUCAGCCGCCAGCUGAACAAGGAUGUUGCCAACACGGAGCAACGCCUGCGGUUCCUGCGCGAAGAUCGUCAGCAUGCCGAGAACCGUGUCGAGGCACUGCGCAGCGAGUCACAACAGCUUCGCCAAGUGAUCUCACAGUACGAUCUGGAGGCGCGGCAGCAAGGCGCGCGGCUGACAGCUAUAAAGCACGAGCGCAACACCAUUGCGGCGCAGCUGCUGCUCCGCUCCGAGGAAAUCGAGCUGGUCCGUGAGAAGAUACGCCUCUCUGAUGCGGCGCGGGUGUCGGGAGCCUACAAGUAUCAGCGGGCACUGCAGACACUGGUGGCAUCGCGCGACUCGCUUGUUGAGCAGCGGCUGAGGUGCCGCCUCGCCCUGGUGCGGCUUCGCUACCUCGACCGCCUUCACACAAAGGAGUUGCAGCAGGAGAAGCUGUUGUCGAAGUCCCGCGCGCGGGUCCGGGCGCUGGCGGACGAGCUUGGCACCAAGCACAACGUACAUUGCUGGCGCAGCAUGGAAAGUAACGCGCCAGAGGUGCUGGACGCGCUCGCCAAAGUGCAGCUCCUGCAGGCAAAGCUGCUGCGCAGGCACGGUGAGUUGAAGGUGAAGACGGACCUAGUCGAGCAAGAGGAGCGUGCCUAUCAGCAGUUGCGGCAGCAACUCGCGAAGCUGCCGGGGCCAGAGGCCGCAGAAGAGCUGGCCCUCUGCGCUGAAAACCUGCAGCAGCGCAAGGCGCAGCUACUGUGCAUGACAGACUCGUUAGCAGAGGCGGAGCAGGAGGCCGAGGCCUUGGAAGUGCACGUCACGCAGCUUCAGGAGGAGCUUCAAGACCUGAAGCACCGCUACUACCAGGAGAAGACAAGGCACAGCGUACUGCAACAGGAAGAGAGGCUUGCAGCUCGAACCUGGGGUGCUGGUGUCGGAGCUGCCAGGCGAGCUGGCACUGCUGCCGUCUCCUCAGUAGGCAACAGCGGAGGGGCGGUAGUAGCGGCAGGCACAUUGACCCCGUCAACACAGCAGCGUCCGCACCUCCAUGCAGGCGGCUCCACCCUUCUCAACAACAGCCACUGCGGCUUGACAGCCGCAGUUCGCGGCCCUGCGGGAAGCGGCAGUGUAGACAACGCCUCUGUUCAGCAUCGCCUCGUCCGGCAGCGCGCGCUGCCGGACGAGGCGACGCUGAACACGCUGACUGCAGGGCCACCGCGGCCAAACUUCCCGCUCCAGAAGCCACCCCAUCAGCGGCAGUUUGUCGGCGGUGGCUUCUCACUCAGUCGAUGA
Leishmania braziliensis MHOM/BR/75/M2904 is the source of this 2841-nucleotide messenger RNA. RefSeq lists its product as hypothetical. Lineage: Eukaryota; Euglenozoa; Kinetoplastea; Trypanosomatida; Trypanosomatidae. The transcript has a single exon. The record is from RefSeq and is a predicted model, not a curated record. The coding region runs from base 1 to 2841 and encodes 946 amino acids. Gene Ontology annotation, cellular component: cytoskeleton.